AUAAAAUGCGCCGAUCGUUGUUCUCGGAUCGUACCUGCUGCAGGCGCGACCGAUCCGAGUGAAAAAGCACGAGGUGCAGACACGAGCAACACAGUGCUAGCUCGCGUCUUUUGCUGACGAGGUCGAAACAGACGCACGUUUGUACCGCGCGUUCACCAGGUUGUACGGAAAUGGCACGAUACGCCGAGGACGUGUACUACGAAACUGCUAUUAAACUGACGCGCGAAGCUGCCCAGAUUCUGCGAGAUUCUAUCAACGGUUUCAAACAUAUCGACGAAAAAUUAGGCGAUUGGGACCUCGUCACAGAGUACGAUCGACAGAUAGAGGAUAUAAUAAUUGGCGGACUCAAACGAGCAUUUCCAAACCAUAGGUUUAUCGCAGAAGAAUCGACUGGUAAAGACCUACCGGAAUUAACUGACGCUCCUACGUGGAUCAUAGAUCCCAUCGAUGGAACCACUAAUUUCAUCCACGGAUUCCCACACACAUGCGUGGUCAUCGGUUUGGCCGUUAAAAAAGAAAUGGUCCUUGGUAUCGUGUACAAUCCAAUUCUCGAGCAGCUAUUUACGGCUAGAAAAGGACGGGGCGCGUUUUUGAACGGAAAGCCGAUUCAGGUGUCUAAGAUACAAGAACUGUCGAAAGCUCUGGUCUGCAUGGAAUCCGGCUUCAUAAAAGUAGAUGAUCUACGGGAGAAAACGGUGGAGAGGAUCCAAACGAUCGUCAAAGCGGCUCAGGGCAUUCGCACUCUCGGUGUGGCGGCAUUAACAUUGUGUUACAUCGCGCUUGGAAUCGUGGAGGCCUAUUACAUCGAAGGUCCUGGUAUUUCGACGUGGGACAUAGCCGCAGCAUCACUGAUUAUUUCGGAAGCUGGAGGCGUCGUCGUGGACCGCAUAACAGGCGAACCGAUCGACAUCAUGAAGCCACGUGCGGUAGCUGCUUGCAACGAAGGAAUCGCUCGCGAUGUUGUCAGGCUUAUCCGUGAAGCCGAUCAACGUGUAAACAUGAGGACAAAAUAACGCCAAAAGUUUUCAAAUAUACAUAUUGAAAUUGAAAAUUUCUUUGUUAUAAUUCAACUGCCUGCACAAU
Cyphomyrmex costatus is the source of this 1083-nucleotide messenger RNA. Its product is annotated as inositol monophosphatase 2. Lineage: Eukaryota; Metazoa; Arthropoda; Insecta; Hymenoptera; Formicidae. The record is from RefSeq and is a predicted model, not a curated record. Gene Ontology annotation, biological process: phosphatidylinositol phosphate biosynthetic process; inositol metabolic process; signal transduction. The transcript is spliced from 6 exons. Bases 171 to 1013 code for a protein of 280 amino acids. Gene Ontology annotation, molecular function: inositol monophosphate 1-phosphatase activity.